Molecule: messenger RNA, 5097 nt
Organism: Gavia stellata (red-throated loon)
Lineage: Eukaryota; Metazoa; Chordata; Aves; Gaviiformes; Gaviidae
Gene: FAM204A
Product: family with sequence similarity 204 member A
Exons: 8
Coding region: 53-778 (241 amino acids)
Source: RefSeq, a predicted model, not a curated record
CCAAGAUGGCGGCCAGUGACUUGAAGUGGCUUGGACUUGUUUAAACUGGAAGAUGUGGAGUGGACUGUUACCUCCAGGACUGAAUGAAAGUGAUGUUGACUUAAGUUCUGAUGAGGGAGAUAAAUCGUAUGGUUCCUUUUCCAAGGCAGAUGCAGAAGAUACUGAAAGAGUUCAGCUUUCUGAAUUCCGGGAGAAUGGACCUGGAAGUAAUGCUGUCGGUGAACCCAUUGUGAUAUCGGUGACAGAUGGAGAAAACGAAUCUCAAACAUGCCCUUCUGGAGUUUCUUUAAAUAUGUGGAAUAAAUUUGUGGAGCUUCAGAAGAAAAACCGUGAAAUAAGAACCCAAGCAAAUCAGGGAAACAAAAGCCAAAAAAGAAAGCGCUACAGAAAAGAAAAACAGAAGAAGAACGAUGAAGUGACUAAGAGUAGUCAGCAGUUGGCAAAUGAAGACAGAUGGAAAGAACUUACACAAUACUUUGGAAUCAAUGAUAGAUUUGAAUCACCUGUGGAUAGCAGGGCUCCACAAAAGUCUGGCCUUGAACUUAGCAUAGAGAAGUCUGUGGCUGAAGGUGACAUUGAUAAGGCCGAGGAGCUGAGUGAUAGAUUAGCCAUUCGUGAGCUUGGUGUGAAAAUUGCCAAAGCUGCUGCUUGCCGCAACUUUGUAAAAGCCAAGCAAGAAGCAGAGGCUGCCCAAGAAGCUCGAAAGAAAAAGAAACUUGCUUGGGGAUUUGAAGCCAAGAAAAGAUGGGAAACAAAAAGCAACAUGGGAUACAUGUAAUCCAUCCUGUUUUCUUCAGGAGUCAAAUACCUGUUUUUUAUUUGAAGAAUCUUUGUGGGUGACUUCCUAAAUCUAAACACAAAAAAACCCCCAAAACAAAACCCAACACAUCAAAUUCCUUGUACUUCUGUUAAUGCUGUUAAACUUCACUAUCUUGUUUUGGUGCUCUCUUAUAAUGUAGCAAAAAUACUAUCUAACCAUCAAUGCUAUGUUAAAUAUAGUAUUUUUCUCCAAAUAUCAAAAUCUAAGAUAAUGCAUUGUAGAAUCCAUUUGGAGUCUGGUAAAGAACUCUCUUGGACUAAAAUACUUGGUCCAAAUGUGUUCUGUGCUGCACUGCAGUUAAAAUAAUGCAUGGGUAUAAGGAGAGGGAUAAGUGUUCUUGCUGAGGUUAUACAGACUUAAUGUAGUCAGCACUACUUUUCUGAUUGCUUGAAAAUUUGGGGGGCACUAAAUAAAGAAAAGCAAACCCACCAUACUUGUUUAAACACCAGUAUUAUUUAUGCAUUUAUGGGCUUAGUAAAUACAAACAGAAAAGAAUGGCUGACAAAGUCCAUCCUCCCUCUCCUGGGAGGAUCUGGUACUAUUUGUCGUGUCCUGGUGCCAUGUUCUUCAGAAUACUUCAAAUUCCCAUUUUCCUUUCCUUUCUGAAGAACUCAAGUGUUAAAAGUCCCAGUUUCUUUGAGCAGAUAAAAUAUAGAAUAUGUAUCUUGAAAAAUACCUGAAAUGUUAAUGUUGUGCAGUUAGCUGCACCCAAGAAACAAAUGCAGAUUUUACUCCAAGUCAAAUGUUUUACAGAUCAAUUAGGAUUUGAAUGUUGGUUAUAAGUUUAUAACAAGAAUUAAUGUUUCUUCAGAAUUGUUCUCAGUGAAAAGUAAGGACAUAUUCAGAAGUAAUAACUUUUCUCCCUGAAGGUCUUCCAUAUAUGUUUAGUCACCACAAUGCCUGAAUUGAAUUGGUAAUGUAAAUGUCAGUUAUUGUUAACCAAGAUUAAUGUGUUUCAGGCCAAAGGUAUGGUAUUAGCGUAAUGGUGAUUUACUAUGUAAGUACUUGAGGCUAAAACAACUUGCCAACAAACAGCAAUUUGAAGUUUUACGGCACCAAUUCGAAGAGUUUAGGUUUGCAGGCCAACAUGGAAUAGUGCAUUUUUGUUCAUUAGCCCUCAGGAUGUUUGAUUCUUUUUUAGCAGAACAUUGUAUUUCUUUCACAAAUAUGAGAGUUUGCAAUAUGGUAAUCUGCAGUUAACUGUAAUUAGUUAUGAUGACAGAGUUAAAUACAAUUGCCAGGAUUGUAAAUCAGGGGCCAAACAGGUUUCUGCAGUGUAACAUCAUAAAUCUCACACUAUGGUCUACAAACUACAUGAGCUUUAGAAACUUUGGUGUGGAAGGAAGCAAGUGAUAUCUCUUAGUAAAGUGAUUAUAAAGGUAAAUUGCAUGUUUACUUGCGUAAACAAACAAACAGAUUACCCUAUGAACUUUCAUUAAGAUUUUUCUCAGUUCCAAAUGUUCCUGUCCUGUUGACCUUUCUGCUUGUUAUAUGUUGAAAAGCAGGACGAUGCUGGCAAUUUUGUGCUGACAACAUCAGCAGUAUUCCAUUAAACGUUUAGAAGUAGCUUGUAUUAAAAAGAUGCUAUACGUUUUCUUGUAGUAGUUGCGCUUAAUAGUAACAGUAUUCAUUAGUCAAAGAUCUUGAUCUAAUUGUAAGGAUCAGUGCUGUUUGAUGUAAAAAUGUGCUUUAAAAGAAAUCCAAACUGUCAAAGUGGUCUGAGAACUUGCCACAUUGUAUUUGUCACAGCAGUGCAUACCCAUCCACCUCUAAUAUUUUUCACUUAAAGUAACUGAUUAGUUUUAUGUUAGGCCAUUAAUAAUGUAACUGUUUAGGAAGUAUGCAGAAUAUUUGCAUUGGGUUACUUGGAUGAUGAAUUUAAAAAUGAUCACAUUUCAAGUAUUUUCAUCUACCUAAAGUAUUCGCUUAGAAUAUUAGUUAAUUCUGAGAAUUAUACCAUGUUCAAAAAAAACCCUGAUUAACAAGGAAAAUACAAAAACCUAAUAUGGCUUUAUAGAGAUCAUCUAAAUACAUAAUAAAUGGACACAUAACUGUACCUGUAGUAUACAUCCUCUUAAAUUGCUGAUCUGAUUCUAAGAUGUCUUGCAUUCCUGACACUACUUUUCUUGUAGUUUUGGUCUGUGCUGUGAAUUUUGGCCAAACAAGUAAAACUGCGUUCUGAGAUUUAAAUUUUCCUGGUUUUUAACAGUGUUAAAACAAUACAAAUGCUUGUUUCGGUUAACUGAAGCCUUUUUUAAUCAGCUUAAAUAUAUAAUCUGUUAUACUGAACUAAAUCUGAGAUGUAAUAAUAAUUCUUUCAGCAAAUGAAAAGUUUAUACUAUCUCCUCGUCUGACUGAAAUUAUGUAUCUAGAGGAAUGUACUUAAAUUACUUAUUUCGGUACAAAUCUGUUGUGAAGCCAAAUAUUUAUUAGGAGCUCAUUUGAUGAUACCCUGAGUUGGGCAACAGUUAAAAGGCAGCCUAGCCUAAGCUCCUUCCUACUCCUCAGAGCCUUGAAAAACCCAAAUGCAAGCACUAGUUUUGCCCCAGGUUUUUUCUCCACCACAGUUUUGUAUUUCUUCCACCUAUAGUCAUAGUACUGUCUUGGAUAUCCCGAGUAGUCUUAAGUCAUUUGAGGAAAAAUCUCAUAGCUUCCCAGUGCAAGGGGAAUGUCCUCUCACAAUUAUUCAUUGUUCCUUGAACAAGGGCUCCUGUCUUGAGCUACCUGGCCUGAUCAAAGCUAGCUCUGUUAGGUGCCAAACAUUGCCAGUAAGGCCUCUUAACUAAGUUUAUUACUCAGGUACUAUAACAUAGUGAGGUGGUUAGAUUACUUUUGGUUUUACAGUAGACUUCGUCGAUGUCAAGUUGAUGGCUCUGUGCACUGUUUCACUGAGCAGUGUAGGCGCUCUUUUUUGUACACUUCUCACUCACGUGGGUAUCAUACUUUUUUAUUUCAGCUCCCAUCUGGGGAUAGUCCAGACUCACAUUCUUGCAAUUCUAUUGCGUUCUAAGUCCUACACAAUCGAGAAAUAAAUUGUUUAUCAACUCCUGUGAUAAACUACAGCCAGUUUGAAGUUUGACAGCAGCAUAUUCAUACAAUUACUAGUAUUCCUUAAUACCGCAUUCCUGAGCUUCUAAACCAAAGAGUGGCUGCAGGGACAGUUUGACAGAUAAAAACAUAUAUAGUUGUUAGAGUUUUAAUAGUUUUUUGCCUGCAACCAUAACCUGUAUCAUUAUUUUUUUAGUUUAAUUCUGUUGGACAAGUUUCAAAGAUAAAUAUGGUGUGUAAUAAGCCUUUGCAACCUCUAAUUUGUGAAGGAGUGUCUGUCCAGUUAAUACUUGCUCAUUGAAGCAAGGGGUUUUGAAAUAGCUCAAGUACGAACUGUAAUUACUGAUGUCUGUUUCCUAUUCACCUAUGGCUUCUGGCAUUUGAUCAAAAAAUGUAAUGUAUUGCUUAAUCUCAGAGCAUUCCCCACUUCCAAAAAUAUUUACUUCAUGAGAACGCUGCAGCACUAAAUGACCUCAGAUUUUUAUUUGGCAUUGAUCAUUGGACUUGAUGAUCUUACAGGUCUUUUCCAACCUUAAUGAUUCUGUGAUAUCUAGUUAAUCCACCAACAAGUAUUUUUCCUGUUAUUUUCGGAUGUUGGUAAUUCAGAUAUGCAUGUAUUUAUAAUGUACCUCUAACGCAAACUCAAAGCAUUUUAAAAUAAGUUUUAGAUAUCUUAAUAAUAGGGUGGGGUUUUUACUUCACAAAUGGGGUGACUAAAAAAAGGAAUACAAAGGUUGAGCAAUUGAUGUGAGGGCAAACUGCAACCUGGCAGCAAAGUGGCAAAUGGAAUUUUGUGGUUUGUGUGCAGUUUGUCAUAGCUGGAAAUAACAUGGAGAAAGAAGUCUUGAACAAAUGUGAGGCAGGUACCUAAAUCUCUUUGAAAGCCAUUGGGAAUUCAGUACCUCAUUAACAUCUGUCCUACUGAGGGAGUAAAAAAACUUGAGAUAUUGAAUGCAGAUGUUCUAAGCAUCACAAGAGUAAGUGGAAGCCCUAAUUUCAUUUGAGAAAAGUUGUCAUCUUGUUGAAAAAUGCCUGCAUUGCUUUGAUCUGCCUCCAGCUGUGUUUAUUAUACCAUCAAAUCUUGUCUUCCUGGUUCUCUUGCAACUGUGUGUAACAGAGUUGAGAGUUUUUCUAUUUCUUUGCUUAGAAUCAGACCUGGAAUAUAACAUGUUCUCCUCAAAAAGCAUAUGAGUUAAAUGGAUACGAAUAAAUGUAAACAGCCAACUUAC